UCCCGUAAAGGGCAAGAGCUAAAUGGAAAAAAAAAUGUUUGUCAUUGAUGUUUUGGAUGUAAUAUCAGUGCACCAAGAAAUUUGGAAACAUUUUAGUUAUAAUUUUUAAUAUAAUAACCAUUAAAUGCUGUCAUAGGGAGAAUCCAUGGAAGGUCCUUGUCUGACCAUUAUUAAUAUGUUUAUUACAUUCCAGCCACCAAAACAUAAUUUUUCAGUUUCAGUUCAGUGAAUAGAUUUAAGGGGAGGUGGGGUGUCAUGGGGAAGAGAGAUUCUUAGGUAGGUUAACCAUAAAACUAUAGCCAAUUAAUGUUAGCAUAGCAUCUUUGUGCUAUUGCAUUAAAGUUUUGAUUCUUUCUAGGGGGCUGCUGGCUGCUUUAAGUGCUAGUCCAAACAAAAGCACUGCAUUGCAUCUCUUGUCACAAUGGAGGAAUUGUCAGGUUUUGCAGCCAUCUUCAUCUUACACCAUGCGAUCACAGAUGCAUUGGUUUCUCAGUCUGCACUCAGAUCUGUCAUUCAUGUGAAUGCUGUCAGAUGCUUUGGUACCUGCAACAAGUGCCAAGCUCGGCAAAAUGCAAACUUGAGAAAGACAUCACUUGUGUUGCCAUCAUUUUUGGCAGCAGAGAAUCAUCUAGGCAGAACAGCCCUAGUUGACCACAAUGAUCAGUACCUGUAUGAUGAUCUGCUUCACUUCAGCUUUAAAAUAUCAAUGGCUCUCAGUGAUCUCUGUGGAAAGGAUGGAAACAUGCUGAACCAUCAACGUGUGGGGUUGCUUUGUGAAAAUGAUGCCAGCUAUGUUGUUGCAAGCUGGGCAACUUGGAUGGCAAAUGGCAUCACUGUGCCGCUUGCUAAAACUCAUCCAGUUUCAGAACUGGAGUAUUUUAUCAAAGAUUCUGGCUGCUCUGUCCUUGUAGCCUCAAAGAGUUAUGCUGACAAAUUGUUGCCAUUGUCUUCUCAGCUUAACAUUCCAUUACAUGUUUUGAUGAGUGUGAUCUUAAAAAGGGAUUAUGCAGCUAAUGAAUGGUUUAUAUCAGAAAAGGCCACAACACCAAAGGCAAUUGGUAAAGUAAGAAAAACUCGCCCCAAAAGAUGGUUUGACUUGCAUCUUUUUAACAACGGAUUUAAAAAUGAUCCUGCUAUUAUUGUUUAUACUAGUGGCACCACAGGACCUCCAAAGGGUGUGGUUCUUACCCAUGGAAAUCUUUCUGCCAUGAUCGAUGCAAUGACGUCAGCUUGGGCCUGGUCAUCAGGGGAUGUGAUUCUGCAUGUUCUGCCACUACAUCAUGUCCAUGGAAUAAUCAAUGCCUUGUUGACACCACUUUGCACUGGGGCUACCUGUCUAAUGCUGCCCAAAUUUGACCCACAUAAGGUUUGGAGCUCUCUGGUUAAUCCCCUCAACAUUACAGGGGGUGUGCGAGUUAACCUGUUUAUGGCUGUACCCACCAUCUAUGUGAAGCUGAUUCAGCACUAUGAGACAGAACUUCACAGGGGUAGAGGAUCAAGACUAAUGUCAGAAUAUAUCAAGUCUGUUUGCAAGGAACGCAUCAGGCUGAUGGUGAGUGGUUCAGCACCACUUACGCAGUCAGUGCUGGAGAAAUGGGAAGUUAUUACUGGCCACAGACUUCUAGAGCGAUAUGGAAUGUCAGAAAUUGGCAUGGCACUAACCAGUCCUCUUGACGGCCCUCGGAUACCAGGUACUGUGGGAAAGCCGUUUCCUUCUGUUGAAGUUUGUAUUUCAAAGCCAAACGUUUAUGCAAAAUAUGGCUAUGAUGUUUUGGCAACUGGCAAUUCAAAGCGGACUGUUGUACAGCCUGGCUAUGAAGGGGAGGCAGGCGAACUGCUGGUAAAAGGUCCAAGCGUUUUUCAUCGUUACUGGAACCGCCCAGAAGCUACACAGGAUGCCUUCACGCCUGAUGGUUGGUUCAAGACUGGUGACACUGUUGCAGUAGAAAAUGGGGUAUACAAGAUCCUUGGGCGAUCUUCUGUGGAUAUCAUCAAAAGUGGUGGUUACAAAAUCAGUGCUCUGGAUAUAGAGCGCCAUCUGAUGUGCCACCCUGCAAUUCUUGACUGUGCCAUCGUUGGGCUUCCUGACAUUACCUGGGGACAGCGGGUUGCAGCUGCUGUUGUGCUGAAGGAAGCAGGCACCCUAACUCUUGAUAAACUGAAGAUCUGGGCUCAAGAUGUGUUACCCUCUUACCAGAUUCCUUCAAUUCUUCGCUGUCUUCCCAGCAUACCUCGCAAUGCUCUUGGGAAAGUGAACAAGAAAGAACUUGUAACAGCAGUCUUUCCAGAAUUCUUAAAGCAACGUUAAACAGAUGUGCUUUUAUGCAGAUGUCCUAAACUAUUGAAGGUA
Messenger RNA from Pomacea canaliculata, 2350 nucleotides. Its product is annotated as acyl-CoA synthetase family member 3, mitochondrial-like. The record is from RefSeq and is a predicted model, not a curated record. Lineage: Eukaryota; Metazoa; Mollusca; Gastropoda; Architaenioglossa; Ampullariidae. Gene Ontology annotation, biological process: fatty acid metabolic process. Gene Ontology annotation, molecular function: medium-chain fatty acid-CoA ligase activity.